Apiotrichum porosum is the source of this 1479-nucleotide messenger RNA. RefSeq names its product Folylpolyglutamate synthetase (gene MET7). Gene Ontology annotation, molecular function: ATP binding; tetrahydrofolylpolyglutamate synthase activity. Gene Ontology annotation, biological process: tetrahydrofolylpolyglutamate biosynthetic process. The coding region runs from base 1 to 1479 and encodes 492 amino acids. The record is from RefSeq and is a predicted model, not a curated record. Lineage: Eukaryota; Fungi; Basidiomycota; Tremellomycetes; Trichosporonales; Trichosporonaceae. The transcript has 7 exons. Gene Ontology annotation, cellular component: mitochondrion; cytoplasm; cytosol.
AUGCUCCCCUCACUGGUUAGGAUGGCGCGCACAAGGUCUUACUCGGAGGCCAUUAGGCUGCUCAAUACUUGCCAGUCGAAUGCUGCCACUAUUGAGGCUAUUCGCAAGUCGGGCGGUCGCCUGAACGACUGGGCUGUCAAGGAGAUGGUUGACUACCUUCGCCGUAUUGGCUACCAGCCCGACGACUUGAACCGCCUCAACGUCGUGCACGUCACUGGUACCAAGGGAAAGGGUUCGACUUCGGCCUUCACUGAGCGUAUCCUGCGCUCUCAAAUUGCUGGCGGCAAGAUUGGUCUCUACACCUCCCCCCACUUGUGCGCUGUCCGCGAGCGUAUCCGCGUCAACGGCGAGCCCCUCUCAGAGGAUGAGUUUGCCAAGUUCUUCUUUGAGGUGUGGGAGCGUCUUGAGGCUGACCCCAAGACGCUGACCGACCACACUCCCGUUUUCCCCAUCUAUUUCCGUCUGCUCACACUUCUUGCUUUCCACGCCUUCCUCUCACUGGGCGUGGACGCUACCGUCCUUGAAGUCGGUAUUGGUGGUACCUACGACUCAACCAACCUUGUGCCCAAGCCUAUCGUCGCGGGUAUCUCGGCUCUCGGUCUGGACCACACUGCCGUCUUGGGUAACACCAUCGAGUCAAUCGCCAAGAACAAGGGUGGCAUCUACAAGACUGGGGUUCCCGCUCUCAGUGUGAAGCAGGAGGCUGGUGGCGAGGUUCUUGCUGAGUGUGCUGCCGCUGUCGGCGCUCCCUUCGAGGUCGUCCCUAUGAUCCCCUCUACCCCUCUCGGUCUCCGUGGCGAGCAUCAGCGCAUCAACGCGUCGCUCGCUGUUGCUCUGUCGAGGACAUUCCUCAAGGCCGAGGGCAAGACGCCUGCCGACGUCGACGAUGUCCUCCCCGCUUCCUUUGUCAAGCCGCUCGCCGACACAAAGUGGCCCGGGCGCUGUCAGACCGUGCCUCAGGGUGAGACCACCUGGAUGCUGGACGGAGCGCACACCGUGGAGUCGCUCCAGUCUUGUGGCCAGUGGGCUUGGGAGAAGAACACUGGCGGUGCUCCCAACGUUCUCAUCUUCAACUGCUCUGGUGGCCGUCAGGCCGAGCAGCUCCUCGGCACCCUCCUUGAGGCUGGCGCCCAGACAGCUGGCACCACCCCCGCCGAGCUCGGCAAGACAUUUGACACCGCCAUUUUCUGCACCAAUGUAACCUACACCGACGGCCACUUUAAGGGUGACCUCACUGCUGCCGCCAUUGACCCCGACGACCUUGCCGCCCUCGCCACUCAACGCGCACUCCGUGACGCCUGGCUUGCGCUUAACCCCGGUUUUGAUGCCGAGCGCGUGCAUGCCGUCCCCUCGAUUCAGCACGCUGUGAACAUUGUUCGCCCGCUGGGCGAGAAGCGUGUCCUCGUUGCGGGAUCGCUGCACCUCGUUGGCGGCGUGAUGGAGGUCGCUGGCCUGCAGGACGCCCUCACUAUGGAAUAG